Molecule: messenger RNA, 1473 nt
Organism: Ogataea philodendri
Lineage: Eukaryota; Fungi; Ascomycota; Pichiomycetes; Pichiales; Pichiaceae
Exons: 1
Coding region: 1-1473 (490 amino acids)
Biological process (GO): transport
Molecular function (GO): transporter activity
Source: RefSeq, a predicted model, not a curated record
AUGUCUUUCACAACAUUAGGGGUAAUUCUCGUGGUUUCUGGAAUCACUAGUUUUAUUUCGAUAGCUAUUUCAUUCGUGGCAAUAUAUCUUCAAGCGAGCAACUAUCGAAAGCCUUUUGAGCAAAGAUUGAUUAUAAGAAUCCUGAUCAUCGUUCCUCUUUUCGCAGUCUCAUGCUAUGUUAAUCUUAUAAGUCCUUCUCUGGGGAAGUAUGUUGAACCAUUUAGAGAGUUUUACGAAGCAUUGGUCAUCUACACAUUUUACAAGCUCCUGGUUUUGAUGCUGGGUGGAGAACGCCAGAUCAUCCAAGAUUCGAUAGACAAACCAAAAACAAAGCAUCCACGUUUCAUAAAUAUGUUUCUUAGCCCCGUUGAAUUCUCUGACCCGUCACAAUUCCUAUUCAUCAAAAGAUGUAUCCUGCAAUAUGUUUGGGUCAAACCACUUCUGUAUCUGGUUUUCGUCAUCGGUUCUCUCGUCGGUGUUUACGAUGAAACAGAUAUCUCACUCACAAGCCUUUACUUUUGGACUGGGGUUGCUUAUAACUUGAGUGUCACGAUCUCGCUUUAUUUUCUGGCUAUGUUCUGGAAAUGUCUCUACGAGGAAUUACGACAAUUUAAUCCUUGGGGCAAAUUCCUUUGCGUCAAAUUGAUCAUAUUUGCUUCCUACUGGCAAGGGCUUUUGCUCGGUGUUCUCAGUUGGUUUGGAGUUCUCAAACCCGAUUUUGAUGAGAACCCGUCGAGUUUCUUGAGCGGAAUGCAGAUCCAAAAUGCUCUGCUUUGUCUCGAAAUGAUUUUCUUUGCGAUCUUGCACUGGAGGUCGUUUCCUUAUACAGACUUCACUGCUGAUAGGCAUGAGAACUGUGCCAGAAUCUCUACUCCGCUAGCUUUAAAGGAUUGUCUGUUUUUGGGUGAUUUGUUCUACGAUCUGAAAAUCACGACACUAUAUGGAGAUAGCUACAAUUUUCGCAAUUUUGAUUCUAUCAAUGACAACAGGAUUUAUACUAAUUCGGGUUCUUUCAACCAAAAAAUACAUGAUGGUUUGCGAUACUCAUCUGAUGGGAAAAAAUAUUGGUUGCCUGACAAUCGCACCAGCAAAGGCGUUCGUCGCACAGGAUCUUCUGGUUCAUCUUCAAAAUCCUUGAGAGGACAUUCAAACUUUGUGAACCAAUACACUCCACUACUGACGACUAUGCGUUCAACAUAUAUAGCCAAUGCAUCAGAGAGUUUGGUUGAAGAGGAGGAGGAGGAGGAUGUCCUCAAUUUCGAGAAUCUUGACUCUGAAUUCGCUCGAGAUGAAGUCCUUUACAAAUUGGUGAAGUCGAAAUACAUUUCUCCCAAGUUGAUUAAUUACCCCGUGGUAUUCGACCAUAGAUCUACUACCUCCGCUAACAGGUUGGCGAAACUGAGACAGCAAUUGGAUUAUGAACGAGUAUCCCGAAAGUCUACUUUAAGUGGCCAGGUUACAACUGAACCUUGA